Pteronotus mesoamericanus is the source of this 6616-nucleotide messenger RNA. It is a transcript of the gene JADE2, whose product is annotated as jade family PHD finger 2. Bases 412 to 2892 code for a protein of 826 amino acids. The transcript has 13 exons. Lineage: Eukaryota; Metazoa; Chordata; Mammalia; Chiroptera; Mormoopidae. The record is from RefSeq and is a predicted model, not a curated record. Gene Ontology annotation, biological process: regulation of transcription by RNA polymerase II. Gene Ontology annotation, cellular component: histone acetyltransferase complex.
CAAGGGCUUGGGUCCCGUGGGCUGAACCGUCCCCGGCAGGGGUGCGGGAGCGGGGACGCUGCGGGCCCCGCCGCCUCCCUCGCCGCGACCCCGGAUGGAUGCGCGCCCCCCGCCCGCCCGCGCCGGCCCCAGGAGCUCCGGAUUUCGGGAGCAUCCUUCCCGCGCCGGCCCCCGCCGCGGCGCGUAGCCGAGGGCAGCGCCCCUCGGAAGGGCACCACGGAGCAAGGCUUGGCCGAAGAGCCAACCCCCUUCCCUUGAAGAAGGGAUCAGAAGGACGCUGCAGGUGCCAGUGGGCAGCCGCCUGUGGGAGCGAGCGGACUGAGCUUUGCCCUCUCUGAGGUGGAGGGUAGGGUGAGAGGUGCUGAAGGACAAAGUAGACAAAGCCCCUUUCAUUCUCCCAGGAUCCCCUUGAUGGAAGAGAAGAGGCGAAAAUAUUCUAUCAGCAGCGACAACUCUGACACCACUGACAGUCACACUACAUCUGCCUCAAGAUGCUCCAAACUGCCGAGCAGCACCAAGCCGGGCUGGCCCCGGCAGAACGAGAAGAAGCCCUCAGAGGUUUUCCGGACAGACUUGAUCACAGCCAUGAAGAUCCCAGACUCGUACCAGCUCAGCCCGGAUGACUACUACAUCCUGGCGGAUCCUUGGCGACAGGAGUGGGAAAAAGGUGUGCAGGUGCCCGCCGGGGCGGAGGCCAUUCCAGAGCCUGUUGUGAGGAUCCUCCCGCCGCUGGAAGGCCCCCCUACCCAUGUGUCCCCUAGCAGCUCCGAACUUGGCGAGGGCUCCCAGCCUGAGUGGCCCGGGGGCAGCCGCUAUGACCUGGACGAGAUUGACGCCUACUGGCUGGAGCUCAUCAACUCCGAGCUCAAGGAGAUGGACAGGCCAGAGCUGGACGAGCUGACGCUGGAGCGCGUGCUGGAGGAGAUGGAGACGAUGUGCCACCAGAACAUGGCACGGGCCAUUGAGACACAGGAGGGGCUGGGCAUCGAGUAUGACGAGGACGUCGUCUGUGACGUGUGCCGCUCUCCCGAGGGUGAAGAUGGCAAUGAGAUGGUCUUCUGUGACAAAUGCAACGUCUGUGUGCACCAGGCUUGCUACGGGAUCCUCAAGGUGCCCACAGGCAGCUGGCUGUGCCGGACAUGUGCCCUGGGUGUCCAGCCAAAGUGCCUGCUCUGCCCCAAGCGAGGAGGAGCCUUGAAGCCCACCAGAAGUGGGACCAAGUGGGUGCACGUCAGCUGCGCUCUGUGGAUUCCUGAGGUGAGCAUCGGCUGCCCUGAGAAGAUGGAGCCCAUCACCAAGAUCUCGCACAUCCCGGCCAGCCGCUGGGCUCUGUCCUGUAGCCUGUGCAAGGAGUGCACAGGCACCUGCAUCCAGUGUUCCAUGCCUUCCUGCAUUACGGCAUUCCACGUCACCUGCGCCUUUGACCACGGUCUAGAAAUGCGGACUAUAUUAGCAGACAAUGAUGAGGUCAAGUUCAAGUCAUUCUGCCAGGAACACAGCGACGGAGGCCCGAGGGUUGAGCCCACAUCUGAGCCGGCAGAGCCGAGCCCAACGGGCGAGGACCUGGAGAAGGUGACCCUCCGCAAGCAGCGGCUGCAGCAGCUGGAGGAAGACUUCUACGAGCUGGUGGAGCCGGCCGAGGUGGCCGAGCGGCUGGACCUGGCUGAGGCGCUGGUUGACUUCAUCUAUCAGUACUGGAAGCUGAAGAGGAAAGCCAAUGCCAACCAGCCGCUGCUGACCCCCAAGACUGACGAGGUGGACAACCUGGCCCAGCAGGAGCAGGACGUCCUCUACCGCCGCCUGAAGCUCUUCACGCACCUGCGGCAGGACUUGGAGAGGGUUAGAAACCUGUGCUACAUGGUGACGAGGCGCGAGCGAACGAAGCACACCAUCUGCAAACUCCAGGAGCAGAUAUUCCACCUGCAGAUGAAACUCAUCGAACAGGAUCUGUGCAGAGAGCGGUCUGGGAGGAGAACAAAGGGCAAGAAGAGCGACUCGAAAAGGAAGGGCCAUGAGGGCCCGAAGGGCAGCCCCGAGAAGAAAGAGAAGAUGAAGGCGGGGCCCGACUCGGUCCUGGGGCAGCUGGGCCUGUCCACCUCGUUCCCCAUCGAUGGCACCUUCUUCAACAGCUGGCUGGCACAGUCGGUGCAGAUCACAGCGGAGAACAUGGCCAUGAGUGAGUGGUCGCUAAAUAACGGGCACCGCGAGGACCCUGCUCCGGGGCUACUGUCCGAGGAGUUGCUGCAAGAUGAGGAGACGCUGCUAAGCUUCAUGCGGGACCCCUCGCUGCGACCCGGUGACCCUGCCAGGAAGGCCCGUGGCCGCACCACCCGCCUCCCUGCCAAGAAGAAGCCACCACAGGAUGGGCCCGGUUCACGGACAACUCCAGACAAACCCCCCAAGAAGCCCUGGGGCCAGGAUGCAGGUGGCCAAGGUCAAGGACCACCUGCCAGGAAACCCCCGCGGCGAACGCCUUCUCACCUGCCGUCCAGUCCUACAGCUGGGGACUGUCCCAUCCCAGCAGCCCCCAAGAGCCCACCACUGCUGGCCCCUGACACCCCCGACGAGGCAGCCCCAAUAGCUGCUGACUCGAAAGUCCAAGUGCCUGGCCCUACGGCGAGCCCCAAGCCCCCGGGCCGGCUGCGGCCGUCCCGCGAGAGCAAGGGAACCCGGAGAUCAUCCGGCGCCAGGCCUGACGCCGGGACAGGACCGCCUUCCACUGUGGCUGAGAGGCCAAAGGUCAGCCUGCGCUUUGACACUGAGACUGACGGCUUCUUCUCCGAUGGGGAGAUGAGCGACUCGGACGUGGAGGCCGAGGACAGCGGGGUGCAGCGGGGUCCCCGGGAAGCAGGGGCGGAGGAGGUGGUCCGCAUGGGAGUUCUGGCCUCCUAAAUCCCCCCCUACCCCCGUCUCAGGCCCUGCCCCGGUCCCCCAACGAGGCCUCAGCCCAGACACAACUGCCAUUUCCAAUCUGCUGAGUGUCCCGGACCCUCGAGGCUGCCACUCUGUUGUGGUUUUAUUUUUAAUAUAGAGAGAGUUUCGAAUUCCACACUGUUGUCUUUCCUCUGUGCUGGCCCAGGACAUGAGGAUCCCUUCCAUGGCUUCGGCUGCAAGGACUGGGCCAGGUCCUGGCGGCGCCCCUGCUGCUGCAGCAGCAUCCCCGCCCGGCCCCCGGGGCCUUGCUGGGCUCCUGGCUCGAGGCAGGCAGGUGAAGAAGAGCUCAGGAGGCCAGCCCGCUGCCACUGGGAGACACAGACUGUCGUUUGGGCAUUAUUUCAUGGCAGAUGGGCCGGGCCAGGGUCUGCCCACCUUGCCCUCGAAUCCCACUGGAGUCCACUUGGGGGGUCCUGCUGCACUCCACUGAUCCCCACGGAAGUAUAUAAGAGCUACCCAGCCAGAGUCUACUCACUGUCACAAGCACAACGAGCUUAUCCGAGAAAGCACUGAGGGGGCGCAGAAGGCCCCGCUGGUCCAGGGGAACCGCCGCCGUUCCUAUCGACCCACAUCUAGGCCUGCCCGCCCACCCCGCAACCCUCCACUCCCUCGCUGCUCUGCCCCUGCCGGCGCCCAGCCCUGCAGCUCCAGGAAAGGGUUUCUGGAAUCCUUCCUGAGCUGUGCCACUUACUCAGGGGACUCCCAAGCAGCCAGCCGCCGGUGCCCGUGGAGGGCUGCCAGGGGGGCCAGAGCCCAGGCGGGGGCAUGGGGCUCGGGCUCGCCCGCUGCGGAGAAUCGCUCUGGGGCUCCAACUUCCUUCCUUUCUUUGCGGCCAGUCUCGGCCGAAGUCUGGUCGCUCCCAGACAGCUGACCAGACCAGACCGGUUGCCUUUUCACGUUUCCCAGUCCAGCUAAGAGAUGAGCUGCUUCCUCGGUUUCCUUAGGGAAACCCCUCCUUCCGACUAGCAGUGGGAUCCCGGGGCCCAGGCGGCCGCGCCGGCUGCUGGGCUGUGUCGAGUCUUGCUGGAGGCUCCUGGUUCCUCUCCCUCCAAGCCUUAACCCCCUUCCCGGCCGCGCCCUCCCUCCCACCACCUAUCUGCCUUUCCUCCCUGUCCGCCCCCCCAGGUGCCAGGUAGUUGCUCUGAAGAGUUUUAGUGGAGUGGCCCCAGGGUGAUAGCUCAGGGAACAAACUAAAGAGGAAUUCAGUGAAAACAUGUUGUUUAUCUUUUCUUUCGUGAAUUACUCCUGGGUCACUUCCGCCACUGGUAAAGCCAGAACUUCUCCAACAAGAACCUUGCAAAAGUCCAGUGAAUCAGUCGAAUCAUUCUAUGGAUGCCAAAGAAUAUUUUGACCAUAACACAGCACAGCUUGGACCUAACAACUUGUCACUUGGACGUUUUGUUUUUUUUUUUAAUGGAGUUCUUUAGCAACAAAGUACAGAACCACGUUCAUUGCACACACCCAAGGAGACAAGCCCGAGCUCUUGGAAGAGGAUGCAGUUCUGCCGUCCGACUGUGGGAACCAAGAACCGGGUGCAGGGUUCCAGAUCCGGGACUGGGCCCGCCGUGAGCUUUCUGAAGCCCACGGAGGAGAGGGGCGCAGGCAACGAAACCAGCACGGCCAGAGCCUUGACCGUGAGGUUCCCCCUGCAGACACACAGCGCAAAUCAGCGGGACGGGGAACAGCUUGACCACUCACCCCCGACUCCAAACUACCAAGGUACGACAGUGGCGUUGUCAUCGAUACUCAGCUUUAUGUGAAUUUUAGCAAAAUAGGAAACAAAGAUAAUGACUAAGUUCAGGGGAUCGGACAGACGUGUCCAGUGGCAACAGACUCAGCAGGCCGCGAGGAUUCUGAGCGUUGGGACGGCCUGAGCCACCAGGUGGAGCCGAGCCUGCCUGCCCGCCGCCUGGGCGGUGGUGGCCCGUGCGGGGUAGGCAGCGCCCAGCCCCAUUCUCUGUUUACUGCCUUGGAACAGACCUCCUCCCGACCCCGCGCUUCAGGCUGCAGCCGCGUGUGUGCCAGGCUGCCCGGUCUGACCUCGCAGGAAGAAAAGGGACAAGCUUAAAGAACAACCAAACUCUCCCCGGGGCGUGAGGGCAGGGGUGCCAGGGAUGGCCGAGGUCCAGUAGACUCCGCACUCACCCCCUCACCCCUUCCUCCAUCCUGAGGCAGAGUCUGGGCCCCCCUGGGGGGGGGGGCCCGGAGAGGGAGCCAGGCGGGUCUGGCGUAGGCAGGGCAGCCAGCCCUCCUGGGCCUCAGCUCUGCUCGAGUUGCCUCUGGGUUCGGGCCCUCUUCGCAGUGGGCUCUUGCUUUGGUCUGGGUUGUCCCUGGGGCCAGGCCCUAACCUUUCGUCCUCAGGCGGCCGCCCACCCUGUGGACGUCUGCCAGGCUGCAGGGAGGACGGGGCGCCAGUUUCCACUCCGUCCCACCAUUAGCCACGACCCCUUCACUCUUUCCCUGGCCUGCUGCCCACCGUGUUGACGGCUUUGCUGCCCCUAAGGCGAGGGCGGGAAGAAGGCAGGGGGCUGGGGCAGACCUCGCACUUGACCCCACAGCCCACACUCACUGGCCCUCAGGGAGGGCGAAGCUGCUCUGUGACUCGUCCUGGCUGUCACCCUGUUUUCCCAGCCCCCACCGCCACCUCCCCCCAUCACAGUGAGGAAUGAUAAUGUGCAAGGAAAGUAUUUUUAUGGAUCAUAAAUGUAUUUUACAACAAAUAAGGAAAAGAAAGGCAGAAGGGUUUAUUUUACUAAAUGAGCUCUGACUUGGCGACAGUGUGCGCGCGUUUGUAAGGGCCUCGGUUUCCUUGGAGAAGCCGCCCAGGUUCCCAGGCAUGGGGUUGGACUGCGGAUGUGUGAGUGCACGCGUGCCGGGGCACGUCUCGUGUGCCCACGGGCACGCGUGCGGCUGCGUGUUGUGGAUGGGCACACUGUGGGACUUGCUGGGGCAACUCCUAGAGAAGCAACCGCUCCACUCAGACAUUGGCAGCAGCCGGAUGUGGCCGACCUCUCUGCACGUGCCCACGGCUCUGCGGGGCGGCCUGGAUGCCGGCAGCAAGGCCCCUGGGGCGGCCACUCCCCAUGCCCGUGGCCCAACUGGCCACAUUGGCCGAAGAGCCAGGGCUGGAGUCCGGGACUUUCGGUUGUUCUUUAGGGCACUGCCUGCCCCCUUGUCCCUCAGAUGCACAACACUGUGCUCCGCGUCGGCUCGGGGUGGGGUGGUGAUAUGAAUGUCACAGGAGGAGAUUCCUCCUGUCUUUGUUUCACAGAAAGUGAUGUGCCAUUUGUUAAUAUACAAGAGAAAUAUUGAAAAUAUAUUGAAAAGAGCAAUUUUAAAUUAUUUUUGGCUUAUGUUGCAAUAUUUAUUUUCUUGUAUUAGAAAAGAUUUCUUUGUAGAGAAAAAAAUGUAUUUUUCAUUAAUGCAAAAACCUAUUUCUCCUUUUUGUACAUUGUCCGUGUUCGCUACCCUUAACAAGCAAUAGAAUGUAUGGCCGCCCCGGUGUGGCCAGCGCCUGCCGUGCCCUGCAUGACUCUGUGUUGCCGCUGCUACGUAGCUUCCAGUCCCAUCCUGUCCUGCUCACUCAUGGGGUUUUCGGAUCCGGCCCCCGCCAGGGCCUGUGUCUCAAGGAGCCCUUUGCACUCCUCAUGUGUUGGCAAACGCAGUUAAUAAAGCGACGUUU